CCCCCGUUUCCUGUGAAAGAAAGGUGUGCCUCCUGUAAUAACCCACUGACAGCCUUCUCUGGUUUUAUUUCUUGGUCACCGGAUUCAUUGCGUUGCCGCUGCGUUACGCUGCGUUACAGCUCCUCCGCCCGUGCAUCAGACCCUUUGCAAACCUGUCUGCACAGAGGCGGUGUAGUUUACACACAGAAAGGGAACGUGUUUCUUUGAAUCCCGGGAGCCUUGGUACUUUUAAAUUAAGCAGUUGAGAUACCUUGCCAUACUGUAGCAGGUGAAUAUACUUGGCUGCCUUUUAGGACUCUUAAAAUCUCGUAAAAUGUCAUGGAGAGUGACUUCUGCCUUCUUGUAUUAUAGUCUUUCUGGUGCAGUAAAAAGUGUUGGUUUUCAAUUAUUUCGUACUGUUUUGUGAAAUAUAUUUUUGUAAAAGAAUCCCAGUUUGUGUUUCCUGCAAGCACAUUUUGAAUUUUGCUAGGUAAUAUUCUUCUUGUGACUGUCUGCUAUGAAACAAUUAUAAGAUCUAAGAAAUAAUAUGGUUAUUAAAGUAUUAAAGGGCUUUAUUUUAAUAUUCUCAAUGCUUUUGCAAACACUUGGCUGGCAAGAGGAAGGGCAAAGUGAUGGUGUCCAUUGCAGGCUUUAAGUUGUGAAGAAUAAAAGAAAGGAGACUGGGGUCUUUGUGUUAAGUGGUAGGGAAGUAAGGGUUACCUGGACCCUAGGACAUGGUGCCAGUUAUUUAGGUGAGGAAUAGUGUCUGACUGAAAUGUGCUACCAUGGAAUUGGUUAAGGAAAUAGGCAACUAUGUACUUGGACAUACAGAAUAUGUAUGCAGAACAAGUCCGAUGUAAAUAUUUGUUAAAAUUACUCAUUGUGACAGCAGGUCAAAAGACUUCUAUAGAGGAAUAUCCUUUAAAGAGAAGUCAUUGCCUUUGAGCACAAGUUGUCACUUUGACUUUGAAAUUCACUGUUAUUUCUUCACGUACUUGGUUGCUUGCAGGCUGCAUAAAAACCACUGUGUUCUGAGGCCAGCAGUAGAUUCUUAGGACCAGAAGUGAUUUAGAAAAUCACAGGUGGCUUCUUUCUGAGGAAACAACCAAAACUGAGCUGAACGGGACAAGGCAGUUCUCUCCCAUACAGCAUACAGCUCCCAUGUUAUCUUGGUUAAAACCAACAAUCUUGGUCAACAAGUGACUGAUGUGCCCUCAGGAUCAGCGAGAAACUGGAGUGAUCCAUCAUUUUCUUCUUCCCACAGUAACUCCAUACUUUGAGGGCUUGUGCAGGAAAGGUGGUCUCUUACUGUGGCAUUAUUGCCUUUACAUUGUCAUAUAGCGUAGCAGUGGUGACAUAAACAUAACUGGUAGUACUGUAUUUUUCCAGACAUCAGGAUACAUAGAUGGCUGUGCUGUUGAUAUUAGAAUUGAUUUUUGUCUUUUAUGUGCAUUUGUUAUUUUCUUCUUUGGCAUUACACAGAAAAUAAUAUUAUGGAUAUUAAAUACUGAAAUUAAUAAGCACAGCCUCUUUAUUUCAUGGAUUUUCAUUUUUCCCCAUGUUAGAAAGGAACACUGUUCUAUGAAGAGGUUGGGUUCUGUGUUACUGCUUUAACUUCCUAGCACACCAACUUUUUGGUAGAGAAUGUGCAAAACUGCAAACCAAAAAGAUUCGAUUUUUUUGUAGUAGUUUUGAGUUAUUCCUACUAAUAUAAUUUGAAACAGCAUUGAAACUCUUCUGUAACAAAACCAGUCUGUUUUUUUGGCAGUGACAUUACUAAUUCACUACCUGCAUUGGUUACCAAAUGUUAAAAACACAUGGAAAGCAUUAUGAAACUUCACAUUUAGAAAUAGUUCAGAGAUUUGAUGUGCUCCUUGUGAUCAUCUUCACAGGUGUGCUGUUUUCUGGCUCCUCUAAGAAGAUAAUUUCUAAAUUUUACAGUUUUGAGCUACUUGAGGUUUGCAUUCACCGUGUUAGAUCGUGCAGCAGCAUUCGCUUUAUAAAAUCAAAAUAUGUGUGCGUGUUUGACAAAUCUGCCCUCAAGUUUAGUCAUCAACAACGAUUAUUCAGAACAUCUGCUGUUUCAUGUGGCCAAAUUGUCCAGUUUAAACUUUCUGACAUUGGAGAAGGGAUUACGGAGGUGACAGUAAAAGAAUGGUACAUAAAAGAAGGUGACAGCGUGUCCCAGUUUGAUAGCAUCUGUGAAGUACAAAGCGAUAAAGCUUCUGUUACUAUUACUAGCCGGUAUGAUGGCAUCAUUAGAAAACUCCAUUACAAUUUAGAUGAAAUUGCUUUUGUUGGAAAACCAUUAGUGGACAUUGAAAUUGAUACUUCAAAAGGUGUUGCCCCAGAAGAAGAUGUUGUUGAAACACCUCCUAUGUCUCAUGAAGAGCACACUCACCAAGAGAUAAAAGGUCAUAAAACAUUAGCAACCCCUGCAGUUCGUCGUCUGGCCAUGGAGAAUAACAUUAAAUUGAGUGAAGUUGUUGGAACAGGGAAAGAUAACAGAAUCCUUAAAGAAGACAUACUCAAUUACUUAGCCAAACAAACGGGAGCUAUUCUACCACCCUCGCCAAAGGCUGAAAUUGUGCCACCUCUGCCAAAAUCAGAGACUAUGCCUGCUGCUCCAAAGGAGAAAGCACACAAAAUUCCUGUACCUGUUUCCAGACCCAUUGUGUUUUCAGGAAAAGAUAAAACUGAACCUGUAACAGGUUUUCAGAAGGCAAUGGUAAAGACUAUGAGUGCUGCCCUGAAGAUACCUCACUUUGGUUAUUGUGAUGAGAUUGAUUUGACUCAUCUUGUUCAGCUGCGAGAAGAGCUGAAACCUCUAGCACAAAUUCGUGGAGUUAAGCUUUCCUUUAUGCCUUUCUUCAUAAAGGCAGCCUCUCUGGGACUACUGCAGUAUCCUAUUCUUAAUGCUUCUUUGGAUGAAAGCUGUCAAAAUGUCACAUAUAAGGCUUCGCACAAUAUUGGAGUUGCAAUGGACACAGAGCAAGGUUUAAUUGUCCCCAAUGUGAAAAAUGUUCAAGUCUGUAGCGUGUUUGAAAUUGCCUCUGAAUUAAAUCGCCUACAGACCUUGGGCUCUGCAGGCCAACUGGGAACAAAUGACCUCACGGGGGGAACAUUCACCCUUUCGAAUAUUGGCACAAUUGGUGGCACUUAUGCCAAACCAGUGAUACUACCUCCUGAAGUAGCUAUUGGAGCGCUUGGAAAGAUACAGGUUCUUCCUCGGUUUAAUGGAAAAGGCGAAGUAUAUAAAGCACAGAUAAUGAAUGUGAGUUGGUCAGCUGAUCACCGCAUCAUUGACGGAGCUACAAUGGCCCGGUUUUCUAACUUGUGGAAAUCUUACUUGGAGAACCCUGCUUCGAUGCUGCUAGACCUUAAAUAAAGGAAACCAUGGCUAGAAUAUGCCUUUAAACUUUGUGGUUUAGGCUGAAUAACUAUAAAAGCUGGCUCUGCUAGCACGUGCCCUUUGCUACUCACAUGAUAUAAAGUUUUAUGUGGUUAAAAGUUCUCAGCAGCUGGUAUCAAUUAAUUGUUACUUCUUUUAAUCAGUAAUGCUGUAAUUUCUUCUACAGCAGACUGUCAUACUUACUAAGUCAUGGUGUGACUUCUGAAUAUGCUGAUGGAAUGUCUUCAUUUUGCCUUUUAUAAUAUGUGCGGUUGUGAGUCUGGUGUGACUGAAUUACACUGAUCUGCAUCUGCAGUAUUUAUAAUCAAAUUAACCAGUUUUGAAGGUUUUGAAAUACUCAUAGUUCUUCCUUGUUGGACACAUAAAUUUAUUCUAAAAAAUAAUAUCCAAAAUCCCCAAAAGAAGUUAUGCAAAAAUCAUAUACAAAUAAAAUACCUUCUAUGCUUCUGCUGUAA
This is a messenger RNA of Apus apus (common swift), 3846 nucleotides long. It is a transcript of the gene DBT, whose product is annotated as dihydrolipoamide branched chain transacylase E2. Gene Ontology annotation, cellular component: cytoplasm; mitochondrion. The transcript is spliced from 12 exons. Bases 1784 to 3367 code for a protein of 527 amino acids. The record is from RefSeq and is a predicted model, not a curated record. NCBI's taxonomy places the organism in Eukaryota, Metazoa, Chordata, Aves, Apodiformes, Apodidae. Gene Ontology annotation, molecular function: lipoic acid binding; acetyltransferase activity.